AAUUACUCAAUUCUAGACACAAUGCUUUAGAUUAGAAGACAUCUCACAUACACUUCAGUGCUUGGAGAACAUAGCUACACCUAACUUUUAAUAACUAGGACAGACUGAGCAGAGUGUGUUUAGCCCACUGAACCUGCCAUUUUCUUCUCUGGCCAAAAGAGAAAGUGAGAGAGCACUAUAAUGAGUGGGGAAGAAUUCACCACCUCAGAUUACUUCUAUGGCACAGAUUUUUAUUCUCAGAUUACACCACCAUGUGACAAGAAUGAAGUCCGAAACUUUACAAGAACUUUUCUUCCUAUUGCAUACUCGCUGAUAUGUGUGUUUGGUCUCGUGGGCAAUCUAUUUGUGGUGAUGACAUUUGCAUUAUACAAGAAGAGUGAAUCUAUGACCGACAUAUAUCUCUGCAAUAUGGCAGUUGUAGACAUACUGUUUGUUCUCACUCUUCCUUUCUGGGCAAUAAACUAUGCUCUAGGCAGGUGGAUCUUUGGUGACUUCAUAUGCAAACUCAUCAAAGGUAUCUACGCAGUUAACUUUAACUGUGGUAUGUUGCUAUUGGCUUGUAUAAGCAUGGACCGAUACAUUUCCAUUGUGCAAGCGACCAAGUCAUUUAAGUUUCGGGCCAGGACUCUAGCCUACCAUAAAGUGAUCUGUUUGGCUGUGUGGGUGGCAUCCAUUUUACUCUCCAGUUCUACUUUCAUGUUUAGUGAAAGCUACACACAUUCAUUCAAUGUGACAAAGCACAUUUGUGAACAUAAAUCCAGCACAGAUUCCAAUAUCAAUUUGAAAUUAUUGAUAAUUGGUCUCCAGCUUUUGUUUGGAUUUUUCAUCCCCAUGCUGUUUAUGUUUUUUUGCUAUACUCUCAUUGUCAAAACACUGGUGCAGGCUCACAAUUCCAAAAGAAGCAAAGCUAUCCGUGUGGUAGUCUCAAUUGUGAUUGUUUUCCUAAUAUGUCAAGUUCCUUAUAACAUGGUUCUCCUUGUGACAGCUACAUCAAUGGGGAAAUUGGAUAAAGCUUGCCAGAGUGAAAAGCUAAUGGCCUAUGCAAAAUAUGUAACAGAAACUUUGGCCUUCUUCCAUUGUUGUAUGAACCCAGUGCUCUAUGCAUUUAUUGGGGUUAAAUUUAGACAUCACUUUGUGAAAAUAAUAGCAGGCCUGUGCUGUGUGCAAUACAAGAACUGUAGAAUCAGUUCAAGGGUAAGUUCUGAUAUUGCUCAUUCAAGACAGACAAGUGAAAUGUAUGAUUAACACAGUGAAGCUGC
Sceloporus undulatus (fence lizard) is the source of this 1259-nucleotide messenger RNA. It is a transcript of the gene CCR6, whose product is annotated as C-C motif chemokine receptor 6. Gene Ontology annotation, molecular function: chemokine receptor activity. The coding region runs from base 181 to 1245 and encodes 354 amino acids. The transcript is spliced from 3 exons. Gene Ontology annotation, biological process: chemotaxis; G protein-coupled receptor signaling pathway; immune response. NCBI's taxonomy places the organism in Eukaryota, Metazoa, Chordata, Lepidosauria, Squamata, Phrynosomatidae. Gene Ontology annotation, cellular component: membrane. The record is from RefSeq and is a predicted model, not a curated record.